Messenger RNA from Punctularia strigosozonata HHB-11173 SS5, 3249 nucleotides. Its product is annotated as P-loop containing nucleoside triphosphate hydrolase protein. Bases 292 to 3192 code for a protein of 966 amino acids. Gene Ontology annotation, molecular function: ATP binding; nucleic acid binding; RNA helicase activity. Lineage: Eukaryota; Fungi; Basidiomycota; Agaricomycetes; Corticiales; Punctulariaceae. Gene Ontology annotation, biological process: mRNA splicing, via spliceosome. The record is from RefSeq and is a predicted model, not a curated record. The transcript has 7 exons. Gene Ontology annotation, cellular component: nucleus.
UCUCCUGACGCCUCCAACAAGAGGGUAAGGUCUUCAUACCGCUCCCCCAGGUCUCCGUCGCCGACUAGGCGUACCCAAAGGCCAGCCGACAGGUUGAGGUACGACGACGAGAGGGACAGGGAUCGCGAUAGGCGGGAUAGGGAUAGGGAUCGAUACCGUGAUGACCGAUACAGAGACGAAAGGCGCAGGGACUCUCACAGGGAUGACCGUCGCGACGACCGAAGAGAUGACCGUCGACGUUCUCGCUCUCGCGACCGUGAACGUCGGGACCGAGAUCGAGCUCCUCCAGCUAUGCCUCCCAGGGAUGAGAAGUCUGCUCAACCAAACGCUUCUACAGAGUCGAAUCCUGAGGAUGACAAAAUGAAGGCCAAGAAAGCCCGUUUGGAAGCUUGGAAGAAAGAACGAGAGGCGAAGAAAGCCUUGGACGAGGCAAAGGCGAAAGCCAUGGCAUUGGCAGGGAAGUCAGCCCCUCCUGUGAACGCUUCUGCCACUCCGGCGAAGCCUGCAGGUGCCUUGAAUCGCAAUGCGUUGAAUGGACUGGGUCUCAAGGGUCUUCCAAUCAAGUCCGACGUACUCAGAAGUACCUCGGCCACCAUGUCGAUGGAUGACUCUAACGAUACCAAACGCAAGUUGGAAAAACUUGGUGACAUGCCGGCUGUGGAUAUGACGAUGGUCGAUGGCGAAGGCGCAGUCGGUGAUUUGGAGGGCGAUGAAGAUGACGAGGAGGCAAAUCGGAUGGAGGCUGUAAUGAAGUCCAAGACUAAAGACGCUAUGGAUGUGGAUGAAGACGAGGUGGACCCACUGGAUGCCUUUAUGACCGGUAUUAAAGAAGAAGUCAAGAAGGUCAACGAAGAGGACAUUAAGAAAGCAGGCGCUGCUCCUAGUCAGCAAUCGCGUGUCCGACUUGAUGAUGGCACGGAGGACAACGUCGAGGACUUCGCGGAGGGUGUGCAGGAUGAACUCGAUCAGACUGAGUUAAAUCCCGAGGAUAUUCUCGCCCUCGCCGCGAAAAAAGCUAAGAAGAAGGACCUUGCAACCGUGGAUCAUUCCCGCGUCCAGUAUGAACCUUUCCGCAAAGAAUUCUACAUUGCGCCUCCCGAUAUCGCUGCAAUGACCGACGAGGAUGCCGAACUGGUUCGAUUGGAAUUGGAUAGUAUCAAAAUCCGCGGCGUCGAUUGCCCUCGACCUGUGACGAAGUGGAGUCACUUCGGUCUACCUGCUAGCUGUCUCGAAGUUAUAAAGAGGCUCAACUUCACGGCGCCGACACCUAUCCAAGCACAAGCUAUCCCUGCUAUCAUGUCCGGCCGAGACGUCAUUGGUGUCGCCAAGACGGGUUCAGGGAAGACCAUUGCCUUUCUGUUGCCGAUGUUCCGGCACAUCAAGGAUCAGCGACCUCUCGAGCAGAUGGAAGGUCCUAUCGGUGUCAUCAUGACCCCAACCCGUGAACUUGCUGUUCAGAUACACCGAGAGUGUAAGCCUUUCCUGAAGGUUCUCAACUUACGUGCUGUAUGUGCUUAUGGUGGCUCCCCGAUCAAGGACCAAAUCGCAGAUAUGAAGAAGGGGGCGGAAAUCAUAGUCUGUACCCCUGGUCGCAUGAUCGACCUCCUUACGGCAAAUUCAGGUCGAGUGACCAACCUCAAACGCGUCACGUAUAUCGUUCUUGACGAAGCUGACCGUAUGUUCGACAUGGGUUUCGAGCCCCAGGUCAUGAAGAUCAUCAACAACAUACGCCCCGAUCGGCAGACUGUCCUCUUUUCUGCCACUUUCCCGAAGCAAAUGGAUUCGCUGGCGCGAAAAAUUUUGCGCAAACCCCUCGAGAUUACCGUCGGUGGUCGUUCCGUGGUUGCAGCGGAGAUCGAGCAGAUCGUCGAGGUCCGUCCAGAAGACACGAAGUUCACACGUCUCCUCGAGAUUCUAGGCCAGAUGUACAACGAAGAUCCGGAAUGCAGGACGUUGAUCUUCGUCGAUCGCCAGGAAGCCGCUGAUAACCUCCUUCGCGAACUACUUCGACGAGGGUACUUAUGCAUGUCUCUCCAUGGAGGCAAGGAGCAAGUAGACCGUGAUCAGACCAUCGCUGAUUUCAAAUCUGGCGUGGUUCCCAUCGUCAUUGCUACGUCUGUUGCUGCACGAGGCUUGGACGUGAAACAACUCAAACUUGUCAUCAACUACGACGCGCCGAACCAUAUGGAGGACUACGUCCACCGAGCUGGCCGAACUGGCCGAGCCGGCAAUAAGGGUACAUGUGUGACCUUCAUUACGGAGGAACAGGAACGGUAUUCAGUAGAUAUCUACAGGGCGUUGAAGGCUAGCAACGCUCCUGUUCCGGCAGAACUUGAGCAAUUGGCCAAUGGUUUCCUCGACAAAGUCAAAUCCGGCAAAGCGAAGGCUGCGGGAUCUGGUUUCGGAGGUAAAGGCUUGGAUAAGCUUGACCAAGAGCGUGAUGCGAGAGAGAAGGCCGAGCGGAAGGCGUAUGGCGAGUCCGAGGAAGAGAAGCCCGCCGCGACAGAGAAGGCGGAUGACCCGGCGAAGGCUGCGCCAGCCGAGGAUGCUAUGACUUUCGGGAACUUCAAAGUCGAGGUCAAACGCGGCCCUGCUCCAGAUUCCUCGAAGGGACAACUCGGUGUGGCCGGCGCAGCUCUGGCCGCCCGUCGACUCGUUCAGCAGAAAGAACAGGAGCGUAUUGAAGCGGCACUCAAAACAGCAGAAGAAGCUGCUGCUCGUGCGGGGAAAGACAGUCCCGCACACAAGCAAGCGCUCAGUGUUGUCGCCAAGCUCAAUGCGCAGCUCAGGGCGCACAAGCUCGUUGCUCAGUCACAACUGGCCCUUCUCGAAAAGGGCGGAGGAGAGCAAAAACCUUCAACCGCAGAUGCGACAGAGUUCCAUGCCAUCAUACCGAUCAACGACUAUCCCCAGAAAGCUCGAUGGAAGGUCACCAACAAGGAGACAAUGGUUCAGUUGGUCGAUAUGACGGGCGCAUCGGUGACGAACAAAGGUAUAUACUACGAGCCCGGCAAGGAGCCCCCACUCGAAGGACCUCCAAAAUUGCAUCUGCUCAUCGAGUCAAACGAGGAAUUCAGGGUCGAGCAAGCGGUCCGAGAGAUCAAACGGUUGCUUAUUGAGGCGUCCGCAGCCGCUCUGCAGGCAGAGAUGCGCAAUCCUACAGCGACUCACGGCAGGUAUAGUGUGCUGUAGGCAGACACCUAACUAUAUGUAUCACGUAUGUAUAUAGCGGGGCCGAUUAUGUAUAUG